AAGUUCAAUUCACAAAUUAUGCGAAAACGCAAACAAUUACAAUUUCAAAAUUUUUUCUCAAAUAUAAAACAUACUAAAAUAAUGGAAAACUUAAGUAACAUAAUUUUUUCCUUUGGAAAGAAGAAGUAAAGGCAUUCGUUGUUCAAGCAACCAACUUUGCAGUCCGGUCAAAGACAAUUGUAAGAUGAAGUCAACAAUCAAGUCAACAAUUCUAUUGGCAUUAUUGGUUUCCCACGGUUUGCAGUUCAUUUCUACCGCAGGACUAAGGGUGGAAGCAAGAGAUACCGAUUUGGGUGAAUCCGACUACCAAUGUCCCGAUGAACUUUAUGUCGCUCCACACGAAACCCAAUGCAACUUGUACUACAUCUGCGGUGCGGGAGGCACUCCCACUCACUUGUAUCAGUGUCGAGACGACCUUUUGUUUGACCUGCAAUAUUAUGGAUGCAAUUAUAAAGAAUUGGUGGAUUGCGGAGACCGCGUACCAUUUGCUUGCCCUUCUCCUAACGGAAAUUUCCCUGUCAAAGAAGGAGCCUGUGAUUCAAAUUACUACGUUUGCACCAAUGGUGUCCCUAUGAAAGAUACUUGUCCGGACGGAGGUAUCUUUGACGCAUCCUUGUCUUCAUGCGCCGCACCAGGAAUAAUUAUUUGUCCAACCACGACUACAGUGACUCCACGUACCACACCACCACGUAUCACACCAGGACCGUUUGAGUGUCCAGAAACAAACGGUUAUUUUUCCAGUCCUUACUCCUGCUCUCAGUUCUAUAUUUGUCAAGAUGGAACACCUAUUCUUAAUGAUUGUCCCACGGGACUUUACUACAACGCUGUUCUCAAUAUUUGUGAUUGGCCGUAUAACGUUGAUUGCAAAAUACCAAAUGCAUUUUGACGAAGUCGUUUUUUUAACCACGAUAAAUUGCAACUUCAUUUAUAAUGCUGAACUAUGAAAAAUACAUUUUCUCUACACGCUA
Messenger RNA from Daphnia pulicaria, 968 nucleotides. RefSeq lists its product as uncharacterized. Lineage: Eukaryota; Metazoa; Arthropoda; Branchiopoda; Diplostraca; Daphniidae. Gene Ontology annotation, cellular component: extracellular region. The record is from RefSeq and is a predicted model, not a curated record. Bases 185 to 886 code for a protein of 233 amino acids. Gene Ontology annotation, molecular function: chitin binding. The transcript is spliced from 8 exons.